UUUUUUGACAGUCAGAGUGAACAGUUCGUUACAAUUUGUUACUUUUUCAGAUACACGGAUUAAAUCCUCCAAAAAAUACUAAAUUUAGAAGUAAGACCUUUCCCCCCUUUGAACAGUCAGCUGGUUGGAAUCUUGUUUGAAAUUAUUGCAUUCACAUUUUAAUAUAAAUAACUAGAAUAAACACACAUGGUUGAAUUAUCGGAUUACCAACGUCUAGAAAAAGUAGGAGAAGGAACCUAUGGUGUGGUUUACAAAGCUUUAGACACUAAACACAACAAUAGGAUUGUUGCUCUUAAGAAAAUCAGAUUGGAAUCUGAAGAUGAAGGGGUUCCAUCCACUGCUAUCCGGGAAAUCUCUCUCCUUAAAGAAAUGAGAGACGACAAUAUCGUAAGAUUAUACGACAUUAUUCAUUCAGACUCUCACAAACUUUACCUUGUGUUUGAGUUUCUUGAUUUGGAUUUGAAGAAAUACAUGGAAUCGAUUCCUCAAGGCAUGGGAUUGGGCAAUGAUAUGGUUAAGCGAUUCAUGAAUCAACUUAUCAGAGGUAUAAAACACUGUCACUCCCACCGUGUCUUACAUCGUGAUUUGAAACCACAGAACCUUUUGAUUGACAAGGAAGGUAAUUUGAAGCUUGCUGAUUUCGGGUUAGCUCGUGCCUUUGGGGUCCCCUUGCGAGCAUACACCCACGAAGUGGUCACAUUAUGGUACCGUGCCCCAGAAAUCUUGCUUGGUGGUAAACAAUACUCUACUGGGGUGGAUAUGUGGUCUGUGGGAUGUAUAUUUGCGGAAAUGUGUAAUAGAAAACCUUUGUUCCCUGGUGAUUCCGAAAUUGAUGAAAUCUUCCGGAUUUUCAGAACCUUGGGUACUCCUAAUGAAGAAGUCUGGCCCGAUAUUAGCUAUUUGCCUGAUUUUAAGCCUGGAUUCCCACAAUGGAAGAAGAAACCAUUAUCAGAAGCAGUUACAAGCUUGGAUAAAGACGGUAUUGACCUUUUAGAGCAAAUGUUGGUUUAUGAUCCAAGUAGAAGAAUAAGCGCAAAGCGAGCAUUGAUCCAUCCAUAUUUCCAAGAAGAUGGAAGUGAUAAUGAAGUCAGCGGUGAUGCUCACUAUGACAAUUAUUCAAGAUCGGUUAAUAUGGGAUAAUGUGUGUAUUUACAAAUAGAAAAUUUUACGAGUAUUAAAUUAUAUAAGAAAGGGCUAGUAUCAAGAAGAUAAUAGCUAACCAAAACUUAGUAGCUUCUUCAGUCAGAAUCUCUUCUGCGUCAUAUACAGGCAAUAUGGCGUUCGUUUGUAGAUCGUCACUAUCAUCAGCUUGCAACUUUUCAUACUCAAAGCCCUUGUCCAUUUCCUCUGUAAUGCUCGAGUAGUGGGGAUUCGUUAUAUCGCCAUACAGCAUGAAAUUGUCAUCAUCGGUUGAAAUAUCCACUGAUAUCAAUGAUUCUCGUACCGAACCAGAAUUCACACUCUUUGUGAUAGCAAUAUCAUCCUGGUGGUCUUGAUCGCAUUCGUCCAAACGGGAGCUUUCUCCUAGUGGCAAGUCUUCUGGAUCAGACUCGGUAUGUGUCAUUAUUUUAUCAACGUUCAGGGAUACAUCACAGAGAUCCUUUAAAUCAAGGGAUAAGUUAUCAUUUGAUGCUGGAACUAUAUUAGUUACUUUCAAGUUUGUGUUUUGUAUCAAGCUUAGACGGUUAUUUCUUGCCAUAUAUUCAUAAUAAGAAGUUCGUUUAUCACUGGAUAGUCUGUCAUUUACAGCUGGUACAAUAUUACUUGGUUUCAAAUUUGAUCCUUCAAUACUAGAACGAUUACUGCUAGACAUAUAUCCAUAGUAUGACAUUCGUUUUUCUUUACCAGGUGCUCUAUCAGAUACAAUAUUCUUUGGUUUCAAACCUGUUCUUUGAUCUGAAUUAUUGUUGCUUGCCAUGAUUUCAUAGUAAGAUCUUCUAUGUUGCUUAGAUACGCUUGUCAAUACCGGAAUAUUGCUUGGUUUAAACUCUUUAUUUUCAUUGUCGAUAUCAAAUCUCUCCCUGUUUGACACGAUCCCAUAAUAAGAUCUUCUAUUUUCUUUGGCUUGCUUCCUUACUGGAAUCCCUGAGAGUGAUUUAACUCUUCGUGAUCCAUUUUUUUCCCAUAAUGAUUCAUGAUUCGGAUCUUGCUCUGGUAUAUCUUCGACAAAUUCACCAUUGAAAGCUGAUUUCAAUUGCUCAAAAUACUGGGGAUCAUAUCCUCUUUCCUCUUUAUACUGAUUGAAUUCCCAGGAUAGGUCAAUUAACUCUUCACGGAUCAUGUCAAUUCUGUCAAUCAUGCUAUCAUUAUUCUCUAUUAGUGCUUUCAAUUCUUUCAUGUCUUGAUCAUUCUUUUGUUUAAUCAGAGAUAUAUCAUUUUCCAAGUUUGAAUAUUGUUGGUCGAGUUUAUUAUGGAAUUUCUCUAAAUCUUGUAAUGUUUGCCGUAUUUGUGACAUUGAAGAAGAAUUCAGUUUUGUUGAUUGAGCCAGAUCCAGUCGCUUGUGUUUAAAAACAUCAGAAUCAGGCUCAUCAACAGGUGACAAUUCCUUCGGUCGG
Molecule: messenger RNA, 2555 nt
Organism: Spathaspora passalidarum NRRL Y-27907
Lineage: Eukaryota; Fungi; Ascomycota; Pichiomycetes; Serinales; Debaryomycetaceae
Gene: CDC28
Product: cyclin-dependent serine/threonine-protein kinase
Exons: 1
Coding region: 187-1140 (317 amino acids)
Biological process (GO): regulation of gene expression; protein phosphorylation; regulation of G2/M transition of mitotic cell cycle
Cellular component (GO): cyclin-dependent protein kinase holoenzyme complex; nucleus; cytoplasm
Molecular function (GO): cyclin binding; cyclin-dependent protein serine/threonine kinase activity; ATP binding
Source: RefSeq, a predicted model, not a curated record